Messenger RNA from Acanthosepion pharaonis, 5271 nucleotides. The record is from the annotation of a GenBank genome assembly. NCBI's taxonomy places the organism in Eukaryota, Metazoa, Mollusca, Cephalopoda, Sepiida, Sepiidae.
AUGCAACACUGUUGUAAUAUUUUCUGGUUUUCUCCUUCAGGCAUUUCCUUCUUUCUCUUCUCACCAAUCUCUCUGCAUCUCUUUGCCUGCAGCGAAUGCGGUGUUUCCUUUUCUUACGCUAACUGUGGUGCUUCCUUUCCUUACGCUAUCUGUGGUGUUUCUUUUUCUCACACUAUCUGUGGUGUUUCCUUUUCUCACGCUGUCUGUGGGGUUUCCUUUUCUUACGUUGUCUGUGGUGUUUACUUUUCUUACGCUGUCUGUGGUGUUUCUUUUUCUCACGCUAUCUGUGGUGUUUCCUUUUCUCACGUUAUCUGUGGUGUUUCCUUUUCUUACGCUACUGUCAUAACUAAAACUCCUCUGUCUGUCUAUCUGUCUGUCUCUCUCUCUAACUCUCUCUCUCUCUCUCUCUCUCUCUCUCUCUCUCUCUCUCUCAUAAUGUCAUACGUCGUUCACGUUUCUUGGGGAUUAUCGCUUUAUAUCUAUCUCUCUUUCUAUCUCUCUUUAUUUCUCACUGUCUUUCACUCUUUCUUUCUUUCUUUCUAUCCGCCUUUCCUCUCUCUCUUUCUCUUUCUUUUCCUCUAUCUUUCUUUCUUUGUCUCUUUCUCACUAACUCUCUAUCUCUUUUUUCGUUCUAUCUCUCUCUUUCUCUCUCCCUCCCCUCACUCUUUCAUACUGUCACCCUUUCUUUCGCUUUCUCUCUCCCUCGCUUUCUUCCUCUUUCUUUCUUUCUUUCUUUCUUUCUUUCUUUCUUUCUUUCUUUACUCGCUCUUCUUCUCCUCUCUUUUUCUUUCUCUCUCUCUUUCUCUUUGCUUCCCCCUCACUAUUUCAUACUCUCACCCUUUUUUCGCUUUCUCUCUCUCCUUCGCCUUCUUCCUCUUUCUUUCUUUCUUGCUCUUCUUCUCUCCCUUUUUCUUUCUCUCACUAUUUCUCUCUGCCUCCCCCUACCUCUUUCAUACUCUCUCUCCUUUCCACUUUCUUUCUUUCUCGCUCUUCUUCUCUCUCUUUUUCUUUCUCUCUUUCUUUCUCCCUGCCUCCCCAUCACUCUUUCAUACUCUCUCCCUUUCUUUCGCUUUCUCUCUCUCCCUCGCUUUCUUCCUCUUUCUUUCUUUCUUUCGUUCUUUCUUUCUUUCUUUCUUGCUCUUCUUCUCUCUCUUUUUUUUCUCUCUUUCUUUCUCCCCUGCCUCCCCAUCACUCUUUCGUACUCUCUCCCCCUUCUUUCGUUUCUCUCUCUCUUUUUCUUCCUCUUUCUUUCUUUCUUUAUUUAUUUCUAUCUCGCUCUUCUUCUCUCUCUUUUUCUUUCUCUCUGCCUCCCCUCACUCUUUUGUACUCUCUCCUUUUCUUUCGCUCUCUCUCUCCCUCUCUUUCUUCCUCUUUCUUUCUUUCUUUCUUUCUUUCUUUCUUUCUCGCUCAUCUUCUCUCUCUUUUUCUUUCUAUCUCUUCCCUCUGCGUCCCCCUAACUCCUUCGUACUCUCUCCCUUUCUUUUGCAUUCUCUCUUUCCCUCGCUUUCUUCCUCUUUCUUUCUUUUCUUUCUUUCUUUCUUUCUUUCUUUCUUUUUUUCUUUCUUUCUUUCUUCCUCCCCCUCACUCCUCCGUACUCUCUCCCUUUCUUUCGCAUUCUCUCUUUCCCUCGCUUUCUUCCUCUUUCUUUCUUUCUUUCUUUCUUUCUUUCUUUCUUUCUUUCUGCCUCCCCCCACUCCUUCCUACUCGCUCUAUUUCUUUCGCUUUCUCUCUCUCUCCCACACUUUCUUCCUCUUUCUUUCUUUCUUUCUUUCUUUCUCGCUCUUCUUCUCCCUCUCUUUUUCUUUCUCUCUCUUUCUUCCUGCCUCCCCCUCACUCCUUCGUACUCGCUCCAUUUCUUUCGUAUUCUCUCUCUCUCCCACACUCUCUUCUUCUUUCUUUCUUUCUUUCUUUCUUUCUUUCUUUCUUUCUUUCUUUCUCUCUUCCCUCCCUCCCUUUUUUUUCUCUCCUUUCACCUGCCUCCCCCUCUCUCCUUCGCUUUCUUCUUUCUUUCUUUUUUCUUUCCUUUCUUUCUUUCUUUCUCGGUCUUCUUCUCUCUCUUUUUCUUUCUCUCUCUUUCUCUCUGCCUCCCCUCACUCUUUCGUACUCUUUCCCUUUCUUUCGCUUUCUUUCUCUCCCUCGUUUUUUCCCUCUUUCUUUCUUUCUUUCUUUCUUUCUUUCUUUCUUUCUUUCUUUCUCCUCUCUCUAUCUUUCUCUCUCUCUCCCUCUCUGGAAAUAUCGAAAUUUCUUACUUCGUUCUCUAUAAUUCUCUUGCUUUCUUUCAUUCUUCCAUUCUUAUUCUCGCUUUUUCCCGCUUGUCCUGUCUGGCAUUUUCCUUCUUUCUUUCAUUCCUUCUUUCUUUCUUUCUUUCUUUCUUUCGUUUUAUAUUCUCUCUUUUAUUCAUCUAUCAUUUUCUCGUUCUUCCCUUCUUGCCUUCUUUCGUUGUUUCUUUCUUUCUUUCUUAUUUUCAUCUUUCUUUCUUGCUAUCUUUUAUUCUUUCUCUCAAUCUCUCGCUCUUUCCUUCUUGACUUCUUUCUUUCUUUCUUUCUUUCUUUCUAUUUCUUCCUUUCUUUCUUUCUCUCGCUCUUUCUUUCUUGUCCUCUUUCGUUCUUUCAUCCUUUUUUUACUCUUUCUUUCUCGUCUUCUUUCGCUCUUUCUCUUCUUGCCUUCCUUCGUUGUUUCUUUCUUUCUUAUUUUCAUCUUUCCUUAUGGUUCGCUUUAGCUGUUUCCUUCUUUCUUUCUUGCUUUCUUUUAUUCUUUCUCUCAUUCUCUCGCUCUUUCCUUCUUGACUUCUUUCCUUCCUUCCUUCCUUCCUUCCUUUCUUUCUUUCUUUCUUUCUUUCUUUCUUUCUCGCCUUCUUUCCUUGUUGCCCGCUUUCAUUCUUUCUUUGUGGUGGUCUAUCAUUCAUCCGCUUUUUCAUUCUUUCUUUCUCAUUCUCACUCCUUCUUUUUUGUGCUCUUUUGCUUUUUUAUUCUUUCUUUCUCUCGUUUUUUUUUCUUUCUUGUCUUCUUUUAUUCUUCUUCUCUUAUCCUCGCUCUUUCCUUUCUGUCCUUUUGGGCGUUUUCUUUCUUUUUUUUUCUUUCUUCAUUUCUUACUCUUGUUUUUUUUUUUUCUUUCUUUUUACGUUCUUCUUUUUCAUCCUUUCUUUCCUUCUUUUUUGCUUUCUUUCUUUUUUGUCUUCUUUUUUUUCCUUUUCCCCCAUGUUUCCUUCUUCACGUCUUUCGUUCGUUCUUUCUUUCUUCCUAUCGUUCUUUCCUUCUUGUCCUCUUUCAUAGUUUUUUCUUAUUCUCGCUAUUUCUUUCUUUUCUUCUUUCACGAUUUCUUUCUUUCUUUCUCUCUCAUUCAUUCUUUCAUUCUCUCGCUCUUUCCUUCUUGACUUGUUUUAUUUUGUCAUUCGUGUGCUCUUUCAUUCUAUCCUUCUUUCAUUAUUUCUUUCUCAAAAACUUUCUUUCUUGCUUCCAUUCUUUCUUUUUCUCGCUCUUUCUUUCUUGUCCUCUUUCGUUCUUUCAUUCUUUCUUUCUCUUACUCUUUCUUUCUCUUCUUCUUUCCCUCUUUCUUUCUCUCGCUCUUUCUUUCUUGUCCUCUUUCGUUCUUUCAUUCUUUCUUUCUCUUACUCUUUCUUUCUCUUCUUCUUUCCCUCUUUCUUUCUCUCGCUCUUUCUUUCUUGUCCUCUUUCGUUCUUUCAUUCUUUCUUUCUCUUACUCUUUCUUUCUCUUCUUCUUUUCCCCUCUUUCUUUCUCUCGCUCUUUCUUUCUUGUCCUCUUUCGUUCUUUCAUUCUUUUCUUUCUCUUUACUCUUUCUUUCUCUUCUUCUUUCCCUCUUUCUUUCUCUCGCUCUUUCUUUCUUGUCCUCUUUCGUUCUUUCAUUCUUUCUUUCUCUUACUCUUUCUUUCUCUUCUUCUUUCCCUCUUUCUUUCUCUCGCUCUUUCUUUCUUGUCCUCUUUCGUUCUUUCAUUCUUUCUUUCUCUUACUCUUUCUUUCUCUUACUCUUUCUUUCUCUUCUUCUUUCCCUCUUUCUUUCUCUCGCUCUUUCUUUCUUGUCCUCUUUCGUUCUUUCAUUCUUUCUUUCUCUUACUCUUUCUUUCUCUUCUUCUUUCCCUCUUUCUUUCUCGCUCUUUCUUUCUUGUCCUCUUUCGUUCUUUCAUUCUUUCUUUCUCUUACUCUUUCUUUCUCUUACUCUUUCUUUCUCUUCUUCUUUCCCUCUUUCUUUCUCUCGCUCUUUCUUUCUUGUCCUCUUUCGUUCUUUCAUUCUUUCUUUCUCUUACUCUUUCUUUCUCUUCUUCUUUCCCUCUUUCUUUCUCUCGCUCUUUCUUUCUUGUCCUCUUUCGUUCUUUCAUUCUUUCUUUCUCUUACUCUUUCUUUCUCUUACUCUUUCUUUCUCUUCUUCUUUCCCCUCUUUCUUUCUCUCGCUCUUUCUUUCUUGUCCUCUUUCGUUCUUUCAUUCUUUCUUUCUCUUACUCUUUCUUUCUCUUACUCUUUCUUUCUCUUCUUCUUUCCCUCUUUCUUUCUCUCGCUCUUUCUUUCUUGUCCUCUUUCGUUCUUUCAUUCUUUCUUUCUCUUACUCUUUCUUUCUCUUUUUCUUUCUCUUCUUCUUUCCCUCUUUCUUUCUCUCGCUCUUUCUUUCUUGUCCUCUUUCGUUCUUUCAUUCUUUCUUUUUUGCUCCUUCUUUCUCGUCUUCUUUCACUCUUUCAUUCUUUCUUUCUCUCGCUCUUUCUUUCUUGUUCCCUUUCAUUCUUUCUUUCGCUUACUCUUUCUUUCUCGUCUUCUUUCUCUCUUUCAUUCUUUCUUUCUCGUCUUCUUUCUCUCUUUCAUUCUUCCUUUCUCUCGCUCUUUCUUUCUUGUUCUCUUUCAUUCUUUUAUUCUUUCUUUCUCUUACGCUUUCUUUCUCAUCUUCUUUCUCUCUUUCAUUCUUUCUUUCUCUCGCUCUUUCUUUCUUGACCCAUUUCAUUCUUUUUCCUUCUGUCUCUCUUUCCACCUGUCCGCUUUUCAUUCUUUCUCUCACUCUUUCCAUCUGUCCUCUUUUCAUUCUUUCUCUCUUUCUUUCUCUCUUUCUUUCUUUUUUUUCUUGCCUCCUUUCAUUCUUUUUCUUUCUCUCGCUCUUCACUUUUUGUCUUCUAUUAUUCUUUCUGUCUUUCGCUAUUUCCUUCUUUCCCUCAUUUUUUUUCUCUUUCUCUCUCUCUUUCUUUCUUGUCUCCUUUUUUCCUUCCUUUCUUCCUUCUUCUUCCGCUCUAUUAAACUUAUCUCUGUCCAUUUUUUCGACAGUGGAUGUCGAUGA